AUGGAGAGCGUCCCCUACCUUGAGUUCGUGGUGGGAUUCACCAUUCUGGUGUACGUGUUCCACACGUUCUUGGACGUUCGACAGUACAAGGCUUUGAAGUUGCCUACUCCUCCAGAGUCGGUGGCGCACCUCUUUAAAGGCGAUCUAUAUGAGAAGACGCAGAUCUAUUCCUUGGACAAGUGGUGGUUUUCGAUGGCCCACGAUGCCUGGGAGCUAGUGACAGGGAUAUUGACGCUAGCAUGUGGGUUCCUGCCCUGGCUUUGGCAUGCUGUGUCAGCUGCAUUCUCAAAGGUUGACUGGGCCAAGGACGGGGAGAUCGUGCACACGAUCGCCUUUGUGCUGAUUUUGUCUGCAGUGUCCAUUGCGAUGGACCUGCCAUGGGGGCUAUACAGGACAUUUGUUCUGGAAGAACGGCAUGGUUUCAACAAGCAGACACCCCUCAUUUACUUCACCGACUUGUUGAAACAGAUGCUGCUGGGGCUAUUGCUGAUCCCUCCCAUAGUUGGCGUGGUGACAUACAUCCUCAUCAACGCGGGGAGGUGGCUGCCUCUGUACCUGUGGGGCUUCUUCUUUGUGCUAGUGCUGUGUCUGAUGACCAUCUAUCCGGUGCUCAUUGCACCACUUUUCAACAAGUUCGAGAUCUUGGAGGAGGGCAGCCUGAAGGUUCAGAUUGAGGAGCUUGCGUCCUCACUGAAGUUCCCCUUGAAGAAAGUGUACCAGAUGGAUGGGUGCAAGAGGAGUGCGCACUCCAAUGCCUACAUGUAUGGCUUCUUCAACAACAAGCGCAUCGUGCUGUACGACACACUCAUCCAGCAGUGCACGAAUGAAGAAGUCGUCUCCGUACUGGCCCACGAGCUGGGUCAUUGGAAGAUGAGGCACACGAUGAUGUCGUUUGCCAUGGGCCAGGCGCUGGUGUUGCUUCAGGUCCUGCUCUUCACCUUCGUCCGCGAUUCUCAGCCCCUGUUCAGGUCAUUUGGCUUCCUACACGCCCAGCCGGCCUUCGUGUCAUUCAUUCUGUUCCAGUUCAUCAGCGCCCCAAUUGAGGAGGUGCUGCAUUUUGUGCAGAACGUGGUGAGCCGGAUGUUUGAAUUCCAAGCCGACGCCUUCGCCGUGGGCCACGGCCACGGCGAGCAGCUGCAGGCGGCGCUUGUCAAACUGGAGGAAAAGAACAAGUCGCCGCUGAACGUCGACCGGUGGUUUUCGUCCUACCACUACUCGCAUCCGCCGCUGCCCGAACGCCUGGAGGCCAUCCGGACAUCCGUCAAGAAAAGGACAUAA
Ostreobium quekettii is the source of this 1278-nucleotide messenger RNA. Lineage: Eukaryota; Viridiplantae; Chlorophyta; Ulvophyceae; Bryopsidales; Ostreobiaceae. The record is from the annotation of a GenBank genome assembly.